This is a messenger RNA of Arxiozyma heterogenica, 2184 nucleotides long. It is a transcript of the gene THS1, whose product is annotated as threonine--tRNA ligase THS1. Gene Ontology annotation, molecular function: ATP binding; threonine-tRNA ligase activity. The record is from RefSeq and is a predicted model, not a curated record. The transcript has a single exon. Gene Ontology annotation, cellular component: cytoplasm. Gene Ontology annotation, biological process: threonyl-tRNA aminoacylation. The coding region runs from base 1 to 2184 and encodes 727 amino acids. Lineage: Eukaryota; Fungi; Ascomycota; Saccharomycetes; Saccharomycetales; Saccharomycetaceae.
AUGAGCACAGCUGAGGUUGCUGACCAAGUUAAAAACUCAUCUGCCAAAGAUAAGAGUCAAAAGAAGUCUAAACAACCACAACAACAAUUGUAUUUAGAUCCAGAACCUGCCUUUAUUGGAGAAAGAAUCCAAUUUUUCGAAAAAUUACAAAAGGAAUAUGAAGAAAAAAUUGCUUCUAUGCCACGCAAUCCAUUGAAGAUUGUCUUAAAAGAUGGUUCUAUUAGAGAAGCUACUGCUUGGGAAACUACUCCAAUGGAUAUUGCUAAGGAUAUUUCUAAGUCUUUAGCUGAUAGAUUAUGUAUUGCCAAGGUUGAUGGCCAAUUGUGGGAUUUAGAAAGACCAUUUGAAGGUGAACCAAAUCAAGAGAUUAAAUUGCAACUUUUAGAUUUCGAAUCUGAAGAAGGUAAGAAAGUCUUCUGGCACUCUUCUGCUCACGUUUUAGGUGAAGCUUGUGAAUGUAACUUAGGUGCUCACAUCUGUUUGGGUCCACCAACUGACGAAGGUUUCUUUUAUGAAUUCGCCGUCAGAGACUCUUUGAAACCUUUAGAAGAAGGUGAAGAAGAAAAGACUGUUUCUCAAUCCGACUUUCCAGCUUUGGAAUCUGUUGCUAAAAAUGUUAUCAAACAAAAACAAAAAUUCGAAAGAUUAGUCAUGUCAAAGGAAGAUCUGUUGAAAAUGUUUUCAUAUUCUAAAUAUAAGACUUAUUUAAUUCAAACUAAGGUUCCUGAUGGUGGAGCCACCACAGUUUACAGAUGUGGUAAAUUGAUUGAUCUUUGUGUCGGUCCACAUAUCCCACACACUGGUAGAAUUAAAGCCUUCAAAUUAUUGAAGAAUUCUUCCUGUUAUUUCCUUGGUGACUCUAACAAUGAUUCCUUACAAAGAGUCUAUGGUGUCUCAUUCCCAGAUAAGAAAUUGAUGGAUGCCCAUUUGAAAUUCUUAGCUGAGGCUCAAGCUAGAGACCACAGAAAAGUUGGUAGAGAACAGGAAUUGUUUCUAUUCAAUGAAUUGUCUCCAGGUUCUGCAUUUUGGUUACCACACGGUACAAGAAUUUAUAACACUCUUGUUGACCUUUUAAGAUCUGAAUACCGUAAAAGAGGUUAUGAUGAAGUUAUCACUCCAAAUAUGUUUAAUUCUAAAUUAUGGGAAACUUCUGGUCACUGGGCUAAUUACAAGGAAAACAUGUUUUCCUUUGAAGUUGAGAAGGAAACUUACGGAUUGAAACCAAUGAAUUGUCCAGGUCAUUGUUUGAUGUUCAAAUCUAGAGAACGUUCUUAUAGAGAAUUACCAUGGAGAGUCGCUGAUUUCGGUGUUUUGCAUAGAAACGAAUUCUCUGGUGCUUUAUCUGGUUUGACUCGUGUUAGAAGAUUCCAACAGGAUGAUGCUCAUAUUUUCUGUACUUAUGAUCAAAUUGAAACAGAAAUUGAAAAUAUCUUCGAAUUUUUGAAAUAUGUUUAUGGAGUCUUUGGUUUUGAAUUUAAAAUGGAAUUGUCUACCAGACCAGAAAAAUUUGUUGGUGAAAUUGAAACUUGGAACGGUGCUGAAGCUAAAUUACAAUCUGCUCUAGAAAAAUGGGGUGGUAAUUGGGAAAUUAAUGAAGGUGAUGGUGCCUUCUAUGGUCCAAAGAUCGAUAUUAUGAUUUCUGAUGCUUUAAAGAGAUGGUACCAAUGUGCUACCAUUCAAUUAGAUUUCCAAUUACCAAACAGAUUCGAAUUAGAAUUUAAGGCAAAGGACACUGAAGGUGCUACUGAAAAAUAUGAAAGACCAGUCAUGAUUCAUCGUGCUAUCUUGGGUUCUGUGGAAAGAAUGACAGCUAUCUUGACUGAACAUUUCGGUGGUAAAUGGCCAUUCUGGUUAUCUCCACGUCAAAUACUUGUUGUCCCAGUUGGUGUUAAAUACCAAGAAUAUGCUCAACAAGUCCGUGACGAAUUAUGGGAUGCUGGUUUCUAUGCAGAUGUCGAUUUGACUGGUAACACCUUACAAAAGAAGGUUAGAAAUGGUCAAAUGAUGAAAUAUAACUUCAUUUUCAUUGUUGGUGAGCAAGAAAUGAGUGAAAAGUCUGUCAAUAUUAGAAACAGAGAUGUCAUGGAACAACAAGGUAAGAAUGCUACCGUUGGUCUUGACACCGUCAUUGAACAAUUACAAAGAUUAAAGGAAGAAAAGAGAAAUGACAACGUUUUAUUAUAA